Anopheles nili is the source of this 2658-nucleotide messenger RNA. Its product is annotated as zinc finger protein 850-like. Gene Ontology annotation, cellular component: nucleus. Bases 1 to 2658 code for a protein of 885 amino acids. The transcript is spliced from 3 exons. Lineage: Eukaryota; Metazoa; Arthropoda; Insecta; Diptera; Culicidae. Gene Ontology annotation, molecular function: zinc ion binding. The record is from RefSeq and is a predicted model, not a curated record.
AUGGGAGGAUUUUCAAAACGCCGUAAAGUUUCUAAACCCACAGCCAAGACUACAAAAAAUCAUUCAAAAGUUAGGCGCAUCAGCAAGCUGUAUUGCUGCAUAUGCAAUAAGGAGCCGAAUAGUGGUUUGCUUCACCUUUCUACGCUCAUAGAUGCAGAGAGUUCAUUGUCGAUAGCGACAAUUGUCGAGCAAGUUGCCUGUAUUAAGGUUAAGUAUGUUAAGCAAAGUAUUUGCAAUAACUGUUGGAACAAGAUACAAGCGGCCUAUACAAUACAGAAAGAGAUUCGUGAUUCCGGGUGCUUGCUCAAACAAGAACAAGAGGACGAGGAUAGCGAGGAUAGUCAAAUAGCACAGGAAGAAAACGUAUUGUACGAACAGUACCGUAUGCUAGAAGUAAUAGGGGAACGUUGCUGUGGCUGUAGCUUUGUCGCGCAGAACCGUAAACAACUUUUGCAGCAUUCGGGAACGAUACACGCUGUCGAUAUCGUCGACUGUGGUGAUUAUUGUCCGAUUUGUUUCUACAAAUUUUCUACUGACAAGCAGUUGGAACGACAUAUACAAGAAUUUAAGUCCAGCAAGAUUUACGUGUGCUUGCGAUGUAAUCAAUUUUACAAUCUGCGAGGACAGCUGUUUAAUCAUUUGCUGAAAUGCACCCACACGGAUUCUAAAGAAGUUUUGGACCCUGAUGAUGCUGCAGAUGAUAGUAAUGGAAGUAAUGAUGGUGACGAAGACUAUUUGGAGGAAUACUGUAACGAAGAUCCAGCGGAAACGUUCGAAACAGAUGAGUCCACUACACAGCCCGAUAAUGAUCAAUCUUUGAACGCAACGGAUCCGCGUAUAAUGCACCGUUACCGGGUGCAGUUCGAGGAAAUAUUAUCUAGCGAAACUAUUUCAUAUGAACUAGAUGAGGCUGGACUAAAUGUGCAAGACAUAUAUAUUGCAUCGCAGCGCACGUUCGAUACUUUCAAGUAUGUACGUCUCCGAGGGUUGAGAUGCUGUGGCUGUUCCUACACGUCCUUCUCGAACCCGCUGUUUGUGGAGCAUGGUAAAAAAUUUCAUCCAAUUGAGGAAAAUGUUGUAGACGAUCGAACAUGCAGUUUAUGUGCAGUGCGUUUUAGCGACGAAAUGGAACUUGUGAAGCAUCUCUGCUUCUUCACCAGCCGGCAACUUUUCUUUUGUACGGUUUGCAAUGAAUCGUUUUUGAAUAAGGAGAGUUUGUGUUACCAUCAGACACAUAACGAACGACACCGUGAGUUACAGAUUGAUAAAUUGCACCAAGCCGGUAUUGAAAUGAUAGGAUCGACGGCUUUUGUUGAACUUGAACAACCCGAUGUGGUAGAGCAGCUGGAAAAACUGUUGGCCGAAAAAGUUACCUACCGGUCGAAGAUCGUCCGGUGCAUUCCUAUGCCAGAUGCACGAUUUAUUACGGGAGAAACAGAGUAUAAUAACUACAUUAUGUUGAGUGUACGCGGAGUUUGUUGUUGCGGUUGUCGCAAAUAUUUUGAAAAUCUUACCGAGCUUAAGCUGCAUUCCAAGAUGGAGCAUUACUUGCCGUUCGAGUCGAGUGGGCAAAAUUGCGGUCAACAGUGUGAGAUAUGUUACGCAACGUUUGAUUUUGAACGUGGUCUAACGUUGCACAAGUUAAUCCGUCGUGCUAAGAAGCAUUUGUUCAUCUGCAAACUUUGUGGAUUGUUAUUUUCAAAAAAGUUUUGCUUAGCGAAGCAUUUGAAAACAGCUCCGAAUCAUCUCUCGCGCCUAAUUGUAGAUGCCAAUAAUAGCAUUGACCGCAAUUUGGAGAGUGAUGAACGUGUGGACAAUCCAGAAGCAACUGUUGCAGAAUCUGAUCCGCGAGUACUGGAAGCGUUGCAACUGCAUCGUUCGGUUGAGGAAGCCGGGCUAGAUAAAGUCGGCCAUCUGGUGUGGUAUCAUUGCUGUUUUUCAAAGUGUAAGGUUACAUUUACGGAUGAGGAAUCUCUGUUGGAGCACGCACGGGAAGAGCACAAUGGACAGCGAAGGGAAAAUGAAAAUGAGCGUAACAUGGAUACGAAUGUAUGUCCUGGUUGCUGUAAACCAUUCCAAACGCUUGCAAAGUUGAUGUGGCAUAGAUUUCAGCGGUUCGUGCCACGGGAAUAUAGUUGUAAGCAGUGUGAUAAAAAAUUUGAUAGAUGGCCCAAAUUGAAGAUACACGUCGGGACUGUUCAUGAGGGAAGACCACCAAACUUCGUGUGUCCACAGUGCAAUAAAUCAUUUCAAGUUCGUUCUCGGUUGAAGGCUCAUAUGCAGACACAUGAGAAAAAAGAGUACGUUUGCGACGUCUGUGGAGAUUCGUUCGGAGCCAAAGGGCUCUUGAAGCGCCAUCGACGAGCGCUUCAUUCAACAGAGCUGUUGUUUGAGUGUAAGCUUUGCGGCAAGAAAUUUGCUGUAUCCGAGAAACUCAAGAUUCAUCAGCGAGUGCACACCGGAGAACGCCCGUUUGAGUGCUCAUACUGUCAUCGAACGUUUUCUCAUUUUAUCGAUCGAAAGCGACAUGAAAUGUCGGCGCAUACAGGCGAAAGGCCAUUUAAAUGCAAUUUAUGUCCGGUAUCGUACAUUCGCAAAAGAGAGCUCUCUUUGCAUAUGCAGAAACAUAACGUGGAAGAAAAGACUUCUGAACGAUAG